UAUAGCAGGCAAAUUAGCCACUAGAGGGCAGUGGUCAAUACACAGGGAUAAUAUCUCUCUGCCUCUCUCUGUGAGGUAGCUCUCAUUAACUGGAAAUAUGUACUUGCUUUCUUUAGCAGGCAAUAAUGACAGUUAUUAUGAACCUGGUUUAAGAGAAAUCACUGUAGUGAUAGAGAUAAUGAGAAAUUGCAGGCAUUAUAAUGGGUUGGAUUUGUCAGUUUCAUAGACGUUGCUCAAGUAAUCCUAGAGAGCUGGCAUCCAUGUUUGAUCCUGCAACAAACAGGAAAGAUGAAACACACUUUAUUUUAGAGACCUAUAUGGAGAUCCUACAGAAGCUGGUGGCAUCAGUUCGUGUUCAUCCAGCCUUCUGCUCUGAGUGAUGGGCCUGGUUCAAGAGAACUUCCAGGUGCUCCAAGGUGAAUGAAGCUGGUGCAACAUGUUCAGUGUAGAGGACCUCCUGAUUUCUCAUGGAUACAAGCUGUCCAAAAAUCCCACCAAUUUGUAUGAGAACCGGUGUGAUGGAUUUCAGCAUGAAACUGCAGAGAGGAGGUCCAGCCCUGGAGCACUGAAUGGGUUUCCAACCAACUCUGGAACCUAUAUUGGCACCAAAAAGACAACAGUGAAAAGCUACCUAAAUGACAAUGAAAGUAGCCAUGUUAUCCAAGGGAGGAAGCUGGGCCCCAGUUACCGCAGAGACUUCCAGGAUUUGGCCAAUACCCAUGCUUCAGAAGAGGGGUUUUACGACCAGCCACAGCUAGCCUGGUCUUCACGUCCCAAGACAGAUAAAGAUCUUGCCUACUGGAGAAGAAGAGGCCAAGAUUUCAGUGUAUUGUUAGGUUAUACUGACAGAGGGGACACCAAAAUGAAAGGAACAGCAGCACCUUGUGACUUGUAUGGGAAGGAUAAAGAAGGUCAGUGGGAGGUAGGAGGAGGGACAGAGAACGUGAGGAAGAUGGGCCUGCAGGAGAACUGGAAACUGCCUGGUGACUACAGAUGGCAAAGCUUAAGAACAGAAAGUUGGAACCAGCCAAGUAGGUUUGGACGGCUAGUGUCUGAUGGUGAUAGAGGCAGGCUCCUUCAAGAUAUGUACUCAGUAAGACAAGGAGAUGCUGCUGUUACUCCCCAUGCAAAGGGGAAGUCUCAGUCUUUGCCCAGAGUUCUUUCACCAGAAAGCCUGAGGUCUGCUGAGGGGCCCUCCCUGGUCAACCACAAAGCCUCAUUCAGUGGAACUCAAACAGUAUCUUGUCCUGGCACUGGAUUGGCCCUGGAAACCUCCAAACCCUCUGACCCAGCAGCCCACUUCCUUCCUUUGCCCAGGCCCAAGUAUGGUAGACCCCUUAAGCCUCCUUCCUACGAACUUCAUCGACAAACCAGGGGAGUGCCGGAAGCCACCUUGUUUCAGGAUGACCAGCGCAAAGAUGAAGCCCUCUCCUAUUUGACCAAAGCGAAUGAGCAGAGUCGGGAUGCAUGCAUUCAAGAUUCUGGUCUGGAGCCCCCUCUGUACAUACCUCCCCCGUGUUAUAAAUCUCCAACUCAGCAAAGUGUGAACCGGCAUUUGCCCGGUGAAGUGCCUGAGUAUGAUAUGUGCUUUAAUAAUGGUGUGCAGAGCUCAGAGGUGAGAGCCAUGCUUGGUUACCAGCCCUCUGCUAGCACUUUUGGGACUGUUGCUGAGCACCAUAAUGAAGAGCAGUUUCCUUAUGACAAGACAGGCCAUCCUAGGCACGUGGAGGGCUACCUGUCUUCUGUGCAGUACAUUCCUUUUGAUGACCCUCGAAUACGGCACAUUAAAAUUGCACACCCAGAUGCUCUCCAGGAGGAUGGCAAAGUGACUGGGGAUGCAAAUAGGGUAAGUCCGUAUGCCUUCCAAGAGAGUGCUCUGGACCUAGAGUACAACAGUGCCUUCUCAGAUUUGUCAACCUCAUUAAAUCCUGCUGUGAAAUGUGACCAAGUCCCUGGGAGCUCUGCACACAGCAGCCCAUGGCUAGCAGAGUCCAGCGUAGAUAAGAAUCACUGUGCCUUCCCUGUCCAAAGAGACCGUUAUGAUGCAGGUAAUGACUUGAGUCCCCCAAACCCCAAAGGCAUGCUGUCUGCACAAAGCCCACAUACAGAACCCCCCUGUGAGACUGUGACCAAAGUGAAAACGUUUGAACCCGGAACUGAGAUCCAGAGCAAAAGGAGUUCAAAGAAAAAAACAAACGAGACUAUAUUUUGCUUGGUCUCCAUCCCAGUUAAAUCCGAGCUGAACCUGCCAGAUACUGAUAGGAACAACAACUUGACGCAGGGAGCUGGUGAGAAGAAUGGGUUUGAUAACAGUGGGGGUCUGCAGGAACAAAGUCUCCUCAGCACCUCUUCCACAGACUUGGAGCUCCAGGCACUUACAGGAAGUAUGACCAAUAAGAACGAACUACAAAAACAAGAGUUGUGGAGACCAGAGUUCAAAUACAUGAACAACCUCCGAUUCCCACAGCCAGCAAAGCACAAAGAGCUCCAGUACUCUGGCUCGUGGCCAGGUGACCAGUACAAGGACCAGCAGACACAGACCAGUUUCACAGAAGAACCCAGAAUCUUGCGGCUUGCCCAUAGCUUGGAACCCAGUGGACAAAAUAGGGUGGCAGCUUCCCAGUUGCCAAGAUAUACAGCAUCCACCACAGAAUCGGCACUGACGGUGUUACCUGCUGGUGACCGAAGAUAUAGGCAAGAUUCAUCCAGUGUGAAAGGUCAGGGGUUUCUUGACAAGCCCAGCAAUAAUGUGUGUUCUAAGACUGGAGUUCUUACCCCAAAGGCCUGUCAGAACCCCCCUUGUACAUCAUGCACUGCUCUUCCUGAACAAGGAAAGGAAACUGGUUCUGUUCCCAAGGAGGAAGAACGCACCCCUUGCAGAAGUAAGGAGCUGUUUGGGCAGUUCCUCUUGAAGCCUGUUAGCCGUCGUCCCUGGGAUGUCAUAAGUGAACUAGAAAGUUUUAACAAGGAGCUUCAAGAACAGGAAGAAAGUAGUGAAGAUAGUGUGGAGAGUGAGGACAAGCAGGAGAGAGAAGAGGAGAAGGAAGUGAGGAAGGAGAGUAGGACCUGUAGGAGCGAGGGACAGAGCCAGGACCAUCAUAGACCUGGUAUGCAGUCAGAAGCAGCCAUAUCAGUUGUUCCUGUGUUUAAACAGGAAAGAGAGGUGAGUAAAUCUGAAAGUGCAAGGGGCAAAUCUAGAGGCUCUCCUAGGUAUGCUAGAUCACAAAGCUGCUUACAAGCCAAAGAAAUGGGUGAAUCAGUUAGGCCAGCUGAUGGAGAUGUUUUUGCGGAACUGAGAAAGCAGGAAGCUAGGAAAAGGAUGAUAAAACAGGCUGUUGGUCCACAGGAAGUCCAAACAGUUCUGUCAGAUAUGUACGAUGAUGAGAAUCAUGACAAUCCAUUCAACAGCCUCUUCUUCAGGGAAGAAAACCAAGUCCAAAGUCAUAGAGACACCAUAAUUGAUUUUGAUAGGCUGAAGAUAAACACAGCACCCAGGAAUAAUCUAGCUUUAGAAAGAGGGUCUUUAGUACGAUUGUCUUUAACAAACAGGAGUCAAGGCCUCUCUGAGCCAGAUUUGAGAGCUGUAGGAUUUGGUGAUAGUCAAGAGCCUGGUACUCUUGAUAGUUAUGGGGAACCGGUCACUGCAGAGAUUCCCCCCAAUGAAUCGCUUCAGGCAAGAGCUGCCAGGAUCCUGGGCAUAGAUGUAGCUGUAGAAUCCCUUGUGCCCAAUAACAAAACUCUUCCAGAUAAACACUCACUCUCUGAUAGCAUUCCCCAGAGCCUUGAGUUGUCAGCCAAGAGGUCACUAGGUGGCAAGAUGGAGACAAAGGCAAUUUCUUAUGAGGGAAGGCGGAAGUGUGGCUGGACAGAAAGCUCCCUCUUUGUUGGAGACAGAAAUGUCUCAUCGGGAUCUGUGGAGGACCAAAACCCUGGCCAAAAAGCUUGGUAUGCUGAACAACAUUUUGAGCACUGUAAACUUCUUAGUAGACAAGGAGAAGACCAAACUCCCCAUCAUGAGUCUGUUGUGGUUACAUUUCCUGAAAUAAGUUUGGUUCCACCCAGUGUGGAAAAGAGAGCCAGGAGCACGUCAAAGGUGAUCGAGACACUGCAGGGCAAACUUGCAUCUCCUCCCAGCCGAGCCGCCAUGGAUCGCUUGGUGAGGAUGAAAGAGGUCGACUCAGUUUCUCGAAUGAGACGUCUCAGCAUAAAAAAUGCAGAUCCAAGUGAGGACCGGGAGGAGGAUAAGCAUCCAAAGGGGCCAGAAGAAAGAGGAAGUGAUGUCUCCUUUGGCGGAAGUGAACUGCCCCGCAAACUAUCACAUGGGAAUUCAGUUUCCAAGCGUAUCAUCUCAUUGGCUGAAAAUGGACUCUCGGACAACAUGCAUGAGAAGAAAACUGGAAGAGAUUUGUUUUGUUUAGACUCGUAUGAUCCCACCAGAGUUGAAAGAGUGUGAUGAGAAAAUGCACACAUUUCAAGAGAUCUCUAACCUCCAUGGAACACACUGCUGGGCUCCAGCACACGGGCUUCGCUUUGUUUUCGGGCACAGCCUUCUCGCUGCCAGUGGGGAAAUAAGAAGUACUUGACAUCCCACUGCUUUCUAGAGCUUGCAUGAAAAAAAGAGGGGAGAGAAAACAGGCCCAAAUCUCUCCCUUUUGGAACCAUCUGUUUUUUGUAGCAUUAAGACUUAAUGCCUCCACUUGGCAUGGAUUGGUCAUUUUAAACUCUGCUGAGCAGCGUUCAGCCAGGAUGGUAAACAGGAUGAAGACAAGAAGGGUGGGGCAGAGCUGAGUGGAGGGAUUGCUGGCUUAUUCCUCUGUCUCAAACGUAAACAGGAGAGAUUAGCAAAAUGAUUUUUGAAAGAAUGUGAAUUUUGAAGCUAAACAUCCAAACCUCUGAACCCUCAGCUUUGUUUAACUUUGGCCAGAAAGCAGGCAGCGAGAGAGCCGCGGCUGCCUUUUCCGUCCGAGUGGAUGCAAGCCAGCAGGAAUGAAGGCUGAUUGACUGACUGUGAAAUCUGCCUGGACUUCCACAGUUGGAAGGGGCUUUGGUUCUUUCAAGUUUCCUUCUUGCCACGUGCAAAGAAAACAAAAGCAAAUGCUCCGCACAUACGACGACAAAGCCACGGAGUUGUUGCACAGGGCCACGAUUACACGUAGUACAGCUAUUGCUACCAACUUGCUGUUUCAAAUUGAUGUGAACUCACCAUCCUGGCCACUGUUUUGCACUCAGUGUUAUGUACUUAUAUAUAUUUUUUUCCUGUCUUUUUAUUUUGUAGUUUAGGCUAGAAAUUCUUUAUAUGGCCGAAUUGCUAGUUCAAUCUGGUAGAUCCUUCAAACAAAGCAACUUUUUAAAAGAGAGUGUGUUCUAUUUUUCUACAGUAUAGGCAAUUGCUGAACGUUGGCGAGUUGAAAGAUAUAUCUGUUUUUCAGCAGAUGGGCUUUUUCGGAGAAGCUAGCCAAGAAGAGUGUACUUGCGAAUCUUGUACACAUUCCGUAUAAUCAUCUUGCCCACAAUUUCCACUUUCUAUUGCUGUAAAAAGAGGCAUGUGUGUCAUGUGCCUCUCUCUCUCUCUCUCUCUCUCUCUCUCUCUCUCUCUCUCUCUCUCUCUCUCUCUCUCUCUCUCUCUCUCGUUUUCUUACCUGCUGGGCUGCUGCUUUCCAGUGAGAUUACAGCUGAAAAGGUCCAGGGUGGUCUUCUAACCCUAACAUUCCACAGAUUUGAAAUCACCACAAAGUAGGUGAGGCUUAAUAUCUAGCGCCCUGACCCUAAGGAAUGGCUUAAUUUGCAGCAGGUGUAAGUAUGGCUUCUUGAAGCAGGGCAGUCUUCUGUGGAAUGUGAGGUUGAGUCUGUGAGUCAGUGCUUCUCCUGUUCUCAGGAGAAACCAGUCUUGUUCUUCACUUUAUGUUUUGGGUGCUGCAGCUUAAUGCCUUCCUUCAAGGCACCAUAACAAACCACACAAGAGGACACAGUCCUCUCCACAGUGACUCGAUUGCUUGGCAUUGUGGGCCUGCACAGAGGAUAAAGCUUCAGGGUCAGGUCCUAGUAUCAUCAUUGCCCUAGCAGACCUGCUUGUGUUCAUGCUGCAGUCAUUGCACCAGAUCUUACAAGCACCUGUAUUGGCUCAGCAGCGUGCAAAAAUGGGCUGUCACCUUAUCACAUUAGCCCUAUUAGGUGGAUGUUCUAAAAACCAUUGAUCACACUUACAGGCACCAAAAGCAGGUUGGAAGUCCCACCCAGGGUUGGGGCGGAUCAAGUUUUUUGUCACCUGUAGGCAACCAAAGAUUUGCCACCCCAGCAAGUGUUCCCCUUUACAAGUUCUGUAAAGGGCUGGUGGGGGCAGUUAAAUCUCUUUUUAAAACCACCACUAUGCAGCGGGGAUGGUGGCGAGAGCUCCUUGUGGGACCACCUGCCUCCCAAAUCUUGACCGGUUGGACCGUCUUUGCACAUGGCGGCCGAGACAGUGGGGAGAGAUCCUCCCACAGACCUACCUUCUUCUCAAAUGACAAGUCGGGCUGUUUUGGGCCAAAAAUGGCCCGACCUGUCAUUUGGGAAGAAGGUAGGCCCAUGGGAGGAGCUCUCCCCACUGUCUGCGCUACACUGACAGCGCAAUCUGUCAUGAUUUGGGAGGCAGGCGGGCCCAUUAGGACCUCUCGCUGCAGUUGCCACUGCACAGCAGUGGUUUUAAAAGGUAUUUAAAACUGUUUUAACUUUCCCUUCCCCCCAACCCCUGAUUUGCCACCUCUCAAAGUUUGCCACCAUAGGCAAGUGCCUCUCUUGCCUAUGCAUUUGUCUGCCCCUAGCCCCAGUACAUCACUCCCACCUUGCCACUCACAGAAAUGGCAGUAUUUGAAGCGGAAAGUGCCAUUGCCAUUAUGUCGGAUGGCCUGAUGGGGCAGGACUCCCAACCUGGUUUCCCCACUUGUAAGCAUGUUCUGCAGUUUUUCAUGUAACAUCUCAGUAGGGUUUCUGUGUUUGGGGGUUUUAUUUUUACACUAUUCCCCACCCCCACCCCAACAAUUCCAUGUUUGUUCCAUUUGUGUGACCAUGCAAAGAGCUAUUUUGUCACUUUGUAAUCGUUCCUUUUUCAAAAUAUUCCAAGCAUAUUUAAAGAGAACCAUGUGCAUUGAGAAUUAACAAUUAUUUAACCUGCACAAUGUUUAUAUAGAUUUUUUUUUAAAAAAAAAAUUGUCCUGUGUUUUUGUUUGCUAACAUGCCUCUGAAAAUUUAUUUCUGUCUGCUUGUAUUGGCCUUGUAUAUGUUAUCUUUCUUCUGAAGCCAUUUUCUCUUAAGCAUUUCCAAUUUCUGGUAUUUUUGGGUGGUCCUAUGAUUUGGCCAAAUAUAAAAAUCACCCACCUAUUGUGCUUUGGCAGCCACAAUUGCUUAUCUGUAAUACACAGAUUCUAUUACAUAGAAUCUUUAUUAAAUAUUUAAACUUUGUUAUACAUUAAACAAAAAAGAAUGGUUUAUUUUA
Molecule: messenger RNA, 7471 nt
Organism: Hemicordylus capensis (graceful crag lizard)
Lineage: Eukaryota; Metazoa; Chordata; Lepidosauria; Squamata; Cordylidae
Gene: JCAD
Product: junctional cadherin 5 associated
Exons: 4
Coding region: 437-4453 (1338 amino acids)
Biological process (GO): positive regulation of blood vessel endothelial cell proliferation involved in sprouting angiogenesis
Cellular component (GO): adherens junction; ruffle membrane
Source: RefSeq, a predicted model, not a curated record